Messenger RNA from Vespula pensylvanica (western yellowjacket), 2690 nucleotides. Its product is annotated as abnormal spindle-like microcephaly-associated protein homolog. The record is from RefSeq and is a predicted model, not a curated record. Gene Ontology annotation, molecular function: calmodulin binding. The transcript has 2 exons. NCBI's taxonomy places the organism in Eukaryota, Metazoa, Arthropoda, Insecta, Hymenoptera, Vespidae. The coding region runs from base 340 to 687 and encodes 115 amino acids.
UAGAGCGCUCAAGCGAGAAGCGCAAGGCGGAUCACAGAGCGAGAGCAUUACUGCCGUCAGUUUCACUUUGCAUCUCCAUCAAAGUGGCCGUCUAAAGUGUUCAAGGAGAGUUUCAACUAACAUCGAGUAUUCAUUAUAGAUAAAAGGAAAUACGUAUCGAUCAAUCUAUCCAUCAAAGUAUAGAAACGAAAAAUUUGUUCGUGUCGUAUGAGGUUCGAUCCAUUUCGUUAAUUUUCAAGGAAAACAAAAAAGAAAGAAAAGAAAAGAAAUUAUAAGGAUAAAAAAAGGAAAAAAGAAAAAAAGGUAGAUAAUAAAAUACUCGGAGGAAGAGGUGGACCUAUGUCCGAAAAAUCAAGGGACGACACGAUGAAAGCUAAUACAGCUGCUACGAAGAUUCAAGCAAAUUUUCGCGGCUAUCGCGUGAGAAAACAAUUAAAGGAAACUCAACAGCCGUAUCAGAAGAGACAGCAGAGCGAUGACGAGUCUACAUCGUCGAGUACGUCGACUCUAAAAAGACAAAAUACUAGGGAGGCUCUCGAAGAAAAAUCUGCAACGAAAAUCCAAGCUGGAAUUCGUGGAUUCCUCGUAAGAAAAAGACAGCAGGCUGAACAAGCUGCAGCUACUAGAAUUCAGGCUGGAUUUCGUGGGUUCAGGACGAGGAAGUUGCUCAAACAAAAUGGACAGUGACAUACACCUUCGCCAACGUCCCCAGUCUCGUCAUCUAUGGUGGACUAACUUAUACCAAUACCAAGAACUUUCCUUUUAUUCUCCUUUCCGUUAUUUUAAUAUUCUUUCGUCUGUCGACUCAUAUCAUUCUAUUUCCUUAUCAUCGAUUAUCAAGAGCUUCUCAUCACCGUCGUCUCUUCUUUGUCGCGAUUCGUUCGUCCAAUAGUAAAGGAUAGUAAAGGAAUCGUCGAAGCAGCUUCGUAGUUGAAUCUGGACCACUUGAUGUCGGCACCGCCCUAAUCCUUCGUAUCCGCAAAGCGCUUCGUUGAGUGAGCACCCACGUGCACGCGACUCAACGCCGAGCGGAACGAACGAGAAAGGAGGAUGGUAUUGACCCAGUUUCGAUGCACCGUGCAAUGGCUUUUCUUUCUUAACUAGCAAACUCUUCGGUCGAGGAAGCAAGCAAAAAAAGAAAGAAAGAAAGAAAGAAAAAACGUGUCUUCAAACACGUUUCAUGGCACUCUGCCGAAGAAGAAGAAGAAGAAGAAGAAUCCUAUGUUUCUUCGUUGAAGAAUUUCUUAUUAAAAAGUGGAUUGAAAAGAGACAAACAGACCAAGAGAAAGAGAAAGAGAAAGAGAAACAAAGAAAGAGAUGAAAGUUGAAAACCGGAAGAAGUGUCAACGAAUUAGAAAACGCAUUUUAACGCGACUGAAAAGAAAAGAGAUAUGAAACUGGAACGGACGAAAUUUAUUCUCAACUUCCUUCGCGACCUGACUCAUCGUCAUCUCGGCUCUCCUCCUUUUCAUACGCGCGUGUCCGGCCGAUAGACGUUGAUGACUUGUUACAAAAAUAUACUCUGCUUGCUCUUUAAGCCCAUGUCGGCGAAGAAUUUCACCUUGACGAGAGAUUAUUCCGAGAGACAUUUGACGUAAUCAUUCGUACAAAUAUGAGGGGUAAAGAGACGCGAUGCAUUUUCCUCUCUUUCUAUCUUUCUCUAUUUAUACGUUUGUCUAUUUCUCCCCCCCCCCUCUCUCUCUCUCUCUCUAUUUGUUUUUCUCUUUUACCUGUUACUUAUAUAGUUUACGUUAGAAAUACCAGCGACAAUCGCUUUUGUUUUCUAACAGCCCGCUAACUAUUCGAAUCGACCAAUCAGAACAAAAGCGUUUUUCUAUCGAACGAAAACGCGCCAUUUUCGAAUCGUGUCGUACACCCCGACGGUGAUCAGAAAGCAUCCAACGUAAACGAUGAAAAAGAAACUCUAUCAAAUACGAUAUAAUUCUUUGUGCGUGUGCGUGUCUGUGUGUGUGUGUUUACAUUUUCUGGCUUAUAUUGUAUAAAAUCCAUGAUACUCUUGUAUCUCCUAGAUGUAAUCGAUUGUACAUCGAACGAUAAGUGUUUCCAUAUAUAUGAUUCGUAUUAUAGAUUUAAAGUAACACAUACAUCUUGAGAAAUCGAUUAUGAACGAUAAGAAAUCAUGACGCAAAGUCCCCCGCAGAAUUUUGAUUGAGCUGUACUAUUGUAAUUAUAAGUAUUGCCUAUUUGAAAUUCAGUAAAGUCAACUUUCGCCUUAUGUCAUGAUUUUUUAUAUUACGGAAUCAAUUUUCUUUACUUAGCACUCUGCGUCUAUUGUAUAUAACAUAUAUACAUACAUACAUACAUAUAUAUAUAUAUAUAUGUAUGUAUGUAUACAUAUAAGUACAUACGAUCUUUUAUGCGAACGGAGCACUCUAUUAAAACUAAAAAAUAUUUAUUUUACGAUAAAUAAUACGAACACAUUAUGUGCAUGUAACAAAAACCAUGUCGAUUCACGAAAAGUAUUCGCUUUAAUUAAACUUCUUAAAGCGUCGAAUUUAUCGUAUUAUUAAUAUAGAAGGAUGUUUGCGAGAUAUUUAGAUUUCUGCGAUAUAUUGAAUUACGUUAAAAUUCACGUGCAACCGUGUGUCGCUAAGCAUAUUAUGCAAUUAUUAUUUAUUUAACGAAUGUGUUAACGUUACGUAAAUAAGAGUUGUUAUUGUUAUUUCCAA